Rattus rattus (black rat) is the source of this 2031-nucleotide messenger RNA. RefSeq names its product urocanate hydratase 1 (gene Uroc1). The record is from RefSeq and is a predicted model, not a curated record. Bases 1 to 2031 code for a protein of 676 amino acids. Gene Ontology annotation, biological process: L-histidine catabolic process. Lineage: Eukaryota; Metazoa; Chordata; Mammalia; Rodentia; Muridae. The transcript is spliced from 20 exons. Gene Ontology annotation, molecular function: urocanate hydratase activity.
AUGUCCAGCCUCCAAGAACUGUGCUCUGGUCUGCCCCUUCGCCCCCUCCCUGAGAACCGGGGUCGCUGGGCUGGGGUGCCACAUGCUCCGGUUAGGACUCCCGACCUCAGCCCUGAGGAAGAGCAGCUGGCACUGAGGAAUGCCUUACGCUACUUCCCACCUGACGUCCAGAAGCUGUUGGCCCUGGAGUUUGCCCAGGAGCUACGACAGUUUGGACACAUCUACAUGUACAGGUUCUGCCCCAGCAUUGAGAUGAGGGCUUACCCGAUUGAGCAGUACCCAUGCCGGACACGGGCAGCUGCAGCCAUCAUGCACAUGAUCAUGAACAACCUGGACCCUGCUGUGGCCCAGUUUCCACAGGAGCUGGUGACCUACGGAGGCAACGGGCAAGUGUUCAGCAACUGGGCCCAGUUCUGGCUGACCAUGUCCUACCUGUCGAAGAUGACGGAAGAACAGACUCUGGUCAUGUACAGUGGACAUCCUCUGGGCCUCUUCCCCAGCAGCUCCCAUGCCCCACGGCUGGUCAUCACUAACGGGAUGGUCAUUCCCAACUACUCCUCCAGGACAGAGUAUGAGAAGCUGUUUGCCUUGGGGGUGACCAUGUAUGGACAGAUGACAGCUGGCAGCUACUGCUACAUUGGUCCCCAGGGAAUUGUCCAUGGCACAGUGCUCACUGUGCUGAAUGCCGGUCGGCGGUACCUGGGCAUCGAGGAUUUGGCAGGGAAGGUCUUCGUCACCUCUGGGCUUGGUGGGAUGAGUGGGGCUCAAGCCAAGGCUGCGGUCAUUGUUGGAUGUAUUGGGGUGAUUGCAGAGGUUGACAAGGCUGCACUUGUAAAACGCCACCGGCAAGGCUGGCUGAUGGAGGUAACCAACAGCUUGGACCACUGCAUUGCGAGACUCAGGGAAGCAAGAAAAAAGAAGGAGGUACUCAGCCUCGGCUACCAUGGCAACGUGGUGGAUCUUUGGGAGCGCCUUGUCCAUGAACUGGACACAACAGGGGAACUUUUGGUGGAUCUCGGGUCUGACCAGACAUCCUGUCACAACCCGUUCAAUGGCGGCUACUACCCUGUGCAGCUCAGCUUCUCAGAAGCCCAGAGCCUCAUGUCCUCCAACCCUGCUGCCUUCAAGCACCUGGUGCAGGAAAGCCUGAGGAGACACGUCUCAGCCAUCAACAGGUUGGCCCAGGAGAAGUUCUUCUUUUGGGACUAUGGUAAUGCCUUCCUCUUGGAGGCUCAGAGAGCAGGAGCAGAUGUAGAGAAGAAAGGAGCCAACAAGACGGAAUUCCGCUACCCCUCCUAUGUCCAGCACAUUAUGGGGGAUAUAUUCUCCCAGGGCUUUGGGCCCUUCCGCUGGGUAUGCACAUCAGGGAACCCCCAGGACCUGACUGUCACCGAUCAUCUGGCCACAUCCGUGCUGGAGAAAGCCAUUGCUGAUGGAGUGAAGGCAUCCGUGAAGUUACAGUAUAUGGACAAUAUACGCUGGAUCCGGGAGGCUGCCAAGCACCAGCUGGUGGUGGGCUCCCAGGCAAGGAUCCUGUACUCAGACCAGAAAGGCCGAGUGGCUAUUGCGGUAGCUAUAAACCAGGCCAUCGCCAGUGGGAAGAUCAAGGCACCAGUGGUCCUGAGCCGUGACCACCAUGAUGUGAGUGGCACUGACAGCCCCUUUAGGGAGACUUCGAAUAUUUAUGACGGUUCUGCCUUCUGCGCAGACAUGGCCGUGCAGAACUUCGUAGGAGAUGCCUGUCGUGGUGCCACCUGGGUUGCACUUCACAACGGAGGAGGUGUAGGCUGGGGUGAGGUGAUCAAUGGGGGAUUUGGCCUUGUUCUCGAUGGGACCCCUGAGGCUGAGCAGAAAGCCAGGAUGAUGCUCAGCUGGGAUGUCUCCAAUGGCGUGGCACGGCGUUGCUGGUCUGGGAACCCCAAGGCCUAUGAGAUCAUCUGCCAGACAAUGCAGGAGAACAGUGGCCUGGUGGUGACUCUUCCCCAUGAGGUGGCAGAUGAACAAGUACUACGACAGGCCCUGCGGCUCUGA